Messenger RNA from Actinia tenebrosa (Australian red waratah sea anemone), 1243 nucleotides. RefSeq lists its product as uncharacterized. Lineage: Eukaryota; Metazoa; Cnidaria; Anthozoa; Actiniaria; Actiniidae. The record is from RefSeq and is a predicted model, not a curated record. Gene Ontology annotation, biological process: Notch signaling pathway; protein ubiquitination. Gene Ontology annotation, molecular function: RNA binding.
AGAAGGAGAAGGAGAAGGAGAAGGAGAAGGAGAAGGUCGUCGUGGAGAAGAGGAAAAGUGACGACAACGAGAAUAAAGCGUAUCCCAAAAAUGACAUGCAAAAUGAAUCGGUUGAAAGCAAAGAAAAAAACGAUGUAACCGCCAUGCCUGCUAAUAUCGAGUCGUCAUGUGGUCCAUCUGAAGAUGCGAGAGAAGGAAUUCCGAAAGAAAUUCCAUUUGAUAAAAGUUUUUCUGAAACCAACAACAAAUUACCCGGGAAUGGAAUAAAAGUUAGCGAUGCAAAAUCCUAUGGAAGAGGAAGUUCGUGCCAAAAUCAAGCUGCUGUCUUACAUGACAACGAAAGUAAACCCCUCAAGACGUCUGGACGAGCGAGAGGUGCUCUAAGUCAUCAACAAUUAGCUGCAAAUUUUUCAGCUUCAAAGCCUGGGCAUGCAGUAAGAGAGGAUUCCACAACUGCUGAUAUGAGUUACAAAGAUGGUAGUGAUUCAUCAAAAUGUGAUCUCAAGGUCCCACCUGGACUAAAUGUAAGCCUAGAAGGCUUAAAGUUGGCAAAAACGGCUAGUCAAAAAAGCGAAGCAACGACAUCUUAUAGGGAGGAUGAUAUUUUAAAUGCAAGAAAGAAGCCUCUAGAAAGUGAGUUUAAAGAUACAACAGAUGAAGUCCCAUCUAAGAAAGCCAAAGUUGACGAGGGGAGCAUAGAAAAAAACGGGGAAGGAUCGACGAAACAAGGAAACAAGAUAGCAAAAGAGAUCGAAGAUACGUCGGACUCGACAUCUCAUAAAAGCGAGAAAGAUGAUAAAAAAGAAGUCAAAGAAGUAAGAAAAACUGAGUCUGAUGUGUCUAAGAGCAACACCAAUUCUAAGGAAGAAAAUGACGAGGAUAAGCGUGUUGGUAAAAACGAGACUGACGAGAGAAAGAAAGAAAGCGAGGCUGAAGAGGAAGAAGAGGGCAAUGCUGCAUCUGCAGAAACAACUGAAGCUAAUAAACCAAUGGAUUCCAAAGUCAGGCAUGGAGGUGUUGGUCAAAGUUCUCAAGACGCCAAAGAUGAAAGCAAUGUUGCAUCUGGAGAAGCAUUUGAACCUAAGAAACAUAUGAAUUCCAAGGUACAUGGUUGUGGUGAUGAAAAACGUUAUAACCAAGACAAAAAAGACGAAAGCAGUACUGCGCCUGUAAAAGCAACUGAACCUGAGAAACCAAUGGAUUCCAAUUACGAGCGCAUUGGUGAUGAAAAAAGUUCUCAUCA